GCCACGAGGAUAAGCAUAUUCGCUAUAUCAAAGUACCGAAACUUGAACUUUACCUAGGUAGUCUUGAUAUCAAACCAGCCACCAAUUACACAACUUUGGUGCUACCGACAACGGCAGACUCAGCUUCGGGCGGCCAGUCGAAAGCAUCUGACGUUUCUCAGCGAUAUAGGCCAGCAAGAUCUUUCAGUGGAGACUAUAUGUCGCUCUUGUUGAGUUCUAAUUCUUUUUCGUUACUCUAAUACUCUUUUACUAGUUGGCUCUGGACUCUUUAUCUCAAGAGCUGCCCGCGUGUCGAUCUAGAAGUACUGCAUAUAAAUUACACCAGUUGUUCUUCUUCGUCAUAAAUUAUGCCGCACGUUGCAGAUUCAUCGCCCCUCAUUCCUCUAUACGUCAACGACGGGCUGCUAAGACCUGAGCAAGUUGGCUCUCUUCGUCACUCGUCCCCGCAUGAACCUCUGGAUGAUCUGCGUCGGCGGUACGGACACGAUGGCUACCUUUUCUUGAAGGGCCUCCUGCCACGGGAAGACGUACUCAAGGCUAGAGAGGCAUAUUUUACCCUUCUGGCCCCCAGCGGUGUGCUUGCACCUGGAACUCUUCCAGUAGAAGGGGUUUUCGAUAAGGACAAGGAUAAAUUGGAUUUCCCUGGAAUGGUAACUGGGUCAACCGACGGGAAUGGGCGUCCUCGAGGAGGUCGUUUUGUUGAUCUUGCAUUGCAAGCUCAUGAGGAACCUUGGUAUAAAGAUGAGUUUUGUAAACACCCAACACUCCACUCGUUUAUCAGCAAGUUCACGGGAUGGGGUGAUAAUACUCUUGGGCUUACCAGGUCCCUCUUGAGAAACAACACGCCGCAAAACAAGGCAAUAGGUGUGCAUUAUGACCAGAUUUUCCUCCGAUAUGGCGAGGACACCAGCAUGACUGCUUGGGUACCCAUGGGCGAUAUCGCCUUAGACGGUGGUGGUCUCAUUUACCUAGAAGGAGGCCAUACUCUCGGUCGAGACAUCGAGACAUCUUUCUAUGAUCUUGCUAAGGAGACCGGGCUUUCCGAAGAAGAGACGAGGAAUGCAUUUAAUAAAAACAUGAUGAGUGGAGGGUUGCUUGCAGACGGGCCGAAGGAGUUUUCCGAAGCGCAUGGACGAAAAUGGCUUACUACGAACUACGAGGCUGGGGACGUUGUUCUUCAUACACCAUACACGAUUCACGCCUCGACAAUAAACAAGGACCCGAACAAUGUUAUUCGUCUUGGUACAGACUUGAGAUUUGUCGACUCUUCCCGGCCAUACGAUAGGCGUUGGUCAAAUGUGUAUACGUUCGGAGAUGGUGUAUAGUAGAUUUAAUAGGCGGUUAAGCGGCUAGCACAUCGGCAUCGCUUGGAAGCAGGACCCAUGCCAGCAAAUAAAACCGAGCUGUAUCGGCCAAUAGUCAGGUUCCAACAGUUCAUACAGAUUGAAAUAUAUAAAUUGGCAUCAUCACCCCUAUAUA
This is a messenger RNA of Daldinia vernicosa, 1479 nucleotides long. RefSeq lists its product as uncharacterized. NCBI's taxonomy places the organism in Eukaryota, Fungi, Ascomycota, Sordariomycetes, Xylariales, Hypoxylaceae. The record is from RefSeq and is a predicted model, not a curated record. The coding region runs from base 348 to 1325 and encodes 325 amino acids. The transcript has 4 exons.